AUGCAAACUAACAUUGCUGGGUUACUCAAUGGAAAAAAAGGAUUGGUUACAGGAGUUGCUAACAAUCUAUCAAUAUCUUGGGCUAUUGCGCAAAUAGCUAAAGAGCACGGAGCGGAUUUAGCUUUUACUUACCAAGGAGAAAUACUGGAAAAACGUGUUACGCCAUUGGCAGAAGAGGUAGGAUGUGAUUUUAUAGUACCCUGUGAUGUGACCGAUGAAAAAUCUCUUGAUACCAUAUUUGAGGUAGUGAAAAAAAAGUGGGGCAAGCUGGACUUUUUAGUACAUUCUAUAGCUUUUGCUGAUAGAAAUGAGUUAAAGGGGAGAUAUAUAGAUACAACGUUACCAAAUUUCCUUAAUAGUAUGAAUAUAUCUUGUUAUUCCUUAACAGCUUUAGCAAAACGUGCCGAACCUUUAAUGAAAGAUGGCGGAAAAAUAGUCACUUUAACCUAUUACGGGGCGCAAAAAGUUGUACCCAACUAUAACGUCAUGGGGCUUGCUAAAGCAGCCCUGGAGGCUAGUGUAAAAUAUCUGGCAUCUGAUAUGGGAGUGAAUAAUAUUCGAAUAAAUGCAAUAUCUGCUGGUCCUAUAAAAACCCUAGCAUCCAGUGGUAUUAAUGACUUUAAAAGCAUGCUAUCUAUGCAUGAGAAUACCGCCCCAUUACGUAAAAACACUACUCAGCGUGAUGUUGCUGGCGCUGCGUUAUACUUACUUAGUGAUUUAUCAUCGAGAGUUACUGGAGAAAUACAUUACGUAGAUUGUGGAUUUAAUACUACAAUUGGCCCUAGUCAACCCAAAUAA
Didymodactylos carnosus is the source of this 798-nucleotide messenger RNA. Lineage: Eukaryota; Metazoa; Rotifera; Eurotatoria; Philodinida; Philodinidae. The record is from the annotation of a GenBank genome assembly.